GACGAGCAGAGAAGAAGAAGAAGAGCUUCAGUCUCUUUGUCUGAGCACAGUCUUCUGGUGUUGGUGAUCCGGAUCACGAUGGAGCUCCAGACGUGGACCUACGGCCUGCUGGUCCUCGCCACCGUGUUUGAACCUGCAGAGGGGAUGACUAUCUACAGCCCUCAGAUGUGUUACCUUCUGGACGGUUUCCUGGGCCUGUACGGACUCGUCAUCACCGCCAUGUUCAUCAGAGAGAAGUUCUUCAGAGGAAAAGCGAAGAUGACCGAGGAGAGCCUCUACACUGAUCUGAGGGGUCAGGACUCUGGAGGUUACGCCCCGCUGCUGAGAGGAGACCCUGAGAGAGGAAGAAACCGCAGGAAAGCAGAUGAUAAUUCAGAGUACACGGCUCUGAGCAGACCCACAGACGGAGAGUACAAGGAGCUCCCCGUUAAAAGAGAGCGUCAGAGGAAGAACGAGCAGGUGUACCAGGGUCUGAGCUCGGCCACCAGGGACACGUACGACGCCCUGCACAUGCAGCCACUUCCGGCCCGCUAACGUGGGCAGAUUUGACCACGCCCACAGAAACGCGGACACGUGUCAGAGAGGAAUAAUCUGGGAAAACCAGGAGUAAUCUGUAAAUUAGGAUAUUUCCAAAAAUAAACAGGAAAGAAGCUCCCGAAGUAAAGCUAAAACCAGCUGUAGUCCUGAUAAAGUACCAACAUACAGAGAAACAACAUCACAGAAAACACAUGACCGAUACUUUUAGCUUUGUGUUUAUUUUUUAUGUUCUUUUUAUUUUGUACAUUUCUGUUUUUUGGUACAUAAUUCAGCAACUGUCCGCGAGGUGUCUCAUUUUGCUAAACAAUUAAAAUAAUGAUUAAAAAAAGAAUAAAGAUUAUUAAAAGCUCCAAAAACUCUGACAGGUUCUGAAUGAUCAGGAGUUAAACAUUUAUUUUCCUCAAAAAUAACGUUAUAUGGAAGCCCAUUUCUGCCAACUGAUGAUUCAAAAAUAUGACAUUGGAUGAUUAUUUGAAUAAAUACAUCAGGUAAAAGUCAAUAUUAUGAGAUGGUCUGAGUCAGGGUUUCUCAACAUUGGGGUCGGGACCCCAUUGGGGGUCGCAAGACACUGAGAUGAGGUCUCCAGAUGCCUUAAAGAAACUAGGAAUAGUUUUAAAUUUACACUGUUGCCACUUUACACCAACUUUGCCAGAUUUCAACCCGUUGUCAUCACUGUUUUCCCACCAAUUUUGCCAACUUUUAACACAGUUUUUCCACUUGAAAACCUUUUUUUUAUUAUUUAAACCCUUUCCACCACUGUUUUUCUGCCUGUUUUUGCCACUUCUAAAUCAAACCUUGCCACUCUGCCUAUUGUUGGCUCUGCUCCCAUUAUUGCCACUAUUAACCCCUCUUUACCACUUUUUAUGCCACAUUUCACAAUUUAACAUGCCCAUGUUUGCCUAUUCCUGCUUAUUUUAUAUCCAUAUUUCAUCCCAUUUCACCAAAUUUCCACCUCGUUUUUCCACUUUAACACCAUUUCAGCCAUGUUUUCAUCCCCUUUCACCACUAAAUAUGCCUGUUUUUGCCACUUUAACCCAUUUUUGCUAUUUUUGGUUAUUUUUUUGCCACUUUUAUCCCAUUUUUGUCCAUUCUGACCCAUUUCUGCUACUUUUCAACUCUAAUUUCAUCACCUUUCCCACCAUUUUUUGCCAUUUUAACUCAUUUUAGCUAUUUCUAAUGCAUUUUAAUUCUGUUUUAAACAAAAAGGAUGAACAUUUAAAGAGGGCUAUUUACUGCACAAAUGAAUUAAAAGGAUAUUUUUCUUUGAUCAGAGUGGUUAUGAUUCAGGUUAAAUAUAAAACACCACAGCUUCACUUUACAAUGGACCAGGAUUCUGCUGGUCCCAGUUUGGCUGGGCCAUUUCCCCCCUAAAUGGCUGCCGUGUCUCCACAUGACUAUUCUUGAAUGUGCAUGGCUGUUCAGCCACCUUCAGGUACAGUGGAGGUCCCCGGGCUCUGACACCUUUAUUUUGGGGGUCCCUGGGCUCUGGCACCUUU
This is a messenger RNA of Cheilinus undulatus (humphead wrasse), 2033 nucleotides long. RefSeq names its product T-cell surface glycoprotein CD3 zeta chain-like. NCBI's taxonomy places the organism in Eukaryota, Metazoa, Chordata, Actinopteri, Labriformes, Labridae. The transcript has 8 exons. The record is from RefSeq and is a predicted model, not a curated record. Gene Ontology annotation, molecular function: transmembrane signaling receptor activity. Gene Ontology annotation, biological process: cell surface receptor signaling pathway. Bases 79 to 534 code for a protein of 151 amino acids. Gene Ontology annotation, cellular component: membrane.